Molecule: messenger RNA, 235 nt
Organism: Ilex paraguariensis (yerba mate)
Lineage: Eukaryota; Viridiplantae; Streptophyta; Magnoliopsida; Aquifoliales; Aquifoliaceae
Source: the annotation of a GenBank genome assembly
GCCGAACCAAAUGCAGAUGCGACGAUCCAGCUGAUAUCCGCCAAGGAGGAAAAUGUAGUGGCUGUGAACGAGCCCAUCACCAUAAGUGAUGGUGAUUCAGAGGAAAUGUCUCCCUUUCGACUCUCUUUCCCUAUACUUCCCAUGCAUCCUCGGGACCCUUUGGUUCCUAACAACUCUAUCAUCAAUCCGAGUGAAGUUGAGUUUAGGAAACUCAAGGACACGCUUACCGACCUUA